GAUCCAUCUCGUUACGAUCCAUCUCCGAAAAUUCUACUUGCAACCGAGGCGAACCCGCCCACCAUGACGAAUCGCCAUGCUUGGCAGCUCGUAGUCGCUCGUAGUCGCGUUCCCAUCGCGGUCCAACCCGAACCACACCGGGUAUCACUCCGCAAGGCCGAAGGUAGGGAGCGAGCCAGGCUUUGUCAUGACGGCAACAAACACGUUCAGUCCAGGCAACCAGAUUCCUUCCUCACCGCUGCUGUCCCAUACGAAGGGCCAGGAUCGCUCAUCAGUCGUCCUGCCAUGACGAAUCGGUAAAAUCUGUAAAGUCCAAUGUCCAUGUAUACCCCUCCCUUCCACGCGUCCAGUAUCUCUUGCUUUGCAAAUCUCUUGCUUUGCAAGGUUCCUCACGCCGAAUGCACUCCUCUCAGCUUACAUGCAGGGCCACGAGGGCAUCGAAGUACUCAAGAUCGAAGGUGUCAUGAAUCUGCCGAGCCAAAAAUGGCCAAACUUUGUGCCGACGUUGAUUGCGUUAGACUCACGAUACCACCCAGAAGAAAGUCUCGUCCGAAGAGCCUGUGGCGAUGUAAUAAGUCUGAAGAUCCCAGCCACGCAUGCGCCUACCUCCCACGCGUGGCCCUCCGUCACUCACAUUGUCGAGACUGCUGUCGUAGAAGAGUAUGAUUCGGUAGCCCUGCGCUUUGUAGAUCAAGUACCUUGGAGGCCUCUUCCCAUUGCUUGACUGUCGGUCAUACUAUCAACUUUGAUC
Messenger RNA from Verticillium dahliae VdLs.17, 751 nucleotides. RefSeq lists its product as uncharacterized. The transcript has a single exon. The coding region runs from base 419 to 724 and encodes 101 amino acids. NCBI's taxonomy places the organism in Eukaryota, Fungi, Ascomycota, Sordariomycetes, Glomerellales, Plectosphaerellaceae. The record is from RefSeq and is a predicted model, not a curated record.